GCUGCUGGCCCUUCUUCUUCGAACCUGCGAAACCCACCGUCUCACUCUCAAAGUCUCAACGAGGACACUCCCGGAGGCCGGAGCAAAAAACCUUGCCGGCGGAGAUCGUCAAAGUCGUUUUCCCUGACCACCUCAUCCUCGCAGACCUUCCGGUGGCCAAGGGCAUUGGGUCAGCCACCGCAGCUUCGCCUGUCAAGACAAUCGGUCGCCGGUCCCGUCGUCAGCUCGGUGAACGUGUCCACUUUUGUGUUCGCUGUGAUUUCCCGAUUGCUAUCUAUGGAAGACUAGGACCUUUGGCCUUUUAUAAGGGCUUCAGCCCAAAUUUUGGAAGGCUAGGUUCUUGGAAUGUGAUCAUGUUUCUAACCUUUGAGCAGCAAGAACAAGUGUCAAAGCAUCUUUUCUGGGCAGCAGACUUCAGAUAGAAAGAAAGAAGAUGACAUCUUGGGUAUUGCCCAUGGUUUUGAUCUGAUGGGCGAUGAAGAUAUCAACGACUGUUUUGAUCUGGAUUCUGCCGACACAGAGGAAAAGAGAGGAGACGAAGAUGAAAUAUCAGCCUCUGGAAAUUGACCUAGCCCACGAAGGUGUAGAGAGUUUUUAAUUUGAUGUUCCACCAGUCUACUGUGGGUUUGGUUAUAAUUCUAAGGCAUAGAUUCCUACUUACAGUUUAGAGUCUGCAAUUUUAAUUGGGUAGUGAGAAUUGUGAUUAGGGGAGUUCAAUUUGGUCGAUUGGGACUGUGAGAUUAUGGUCGGUGGCUCCAAAUGGUCACGAACACAAGUCCUAGGCGUUUUAGAGAUGAGUGCACCAGCUGGGAACAACAGACUGCUGCUGUUAGAUUUGCAGCACCAGAUCAAGGUGGAAGUGGCUUCUCAGGAUCAUACUCAUGUUCUAUCAAAGCGUCCUAAAAUCCCACAUUCUGGCCCAAACCACAGGACCAAAAAGACACCUAAUUCCUCUAGACAUUACUACACACUUUUGUUAUUUGUUUGGGUAUCAUACAUGAAAAAGCUUCAAUGUCCAAUAACGUUUGUUGGAACUCAGAAAAAUGAUAAAAAAAAAAAAAAAAAAACAACCCACAGCAUUGUGCGGGCUUCUACCUAGUGCUGAAUAAAUUAGAAAAAUGUAGAAAAAUGUAAAUUUGAAAAAAAAAAGGAGAAAAGCAGAUGCAUGAUUCAUCUUUAGAUAUAAAAUACAUAUAACAGCUGGAGCAUCUAUGUAUCCACAGGUCCACAACCAGUAAAAACGACAAACAGAGAAGAAUAAAAUAGCUGUCGAGAUCAGUAGUGGACUAGUUGCAGACUUGCAGUGAAGUCUAUAUUUCAUAAAAGAGAGAUAGAUUCGUCCCUCUCCUAGUUUCUUCAAUUUUUUGAUUAUCUUGAGUAGAGAUCGAUGGCUGAAUUUCUCACUUUUGGUGCUCAAGAAUUGCUGACGAAAGUGGCUUCACGGGCCGCUGAAGAGUUCCAUCUUGUAUGGGGAUUCAAUGGAGAAAUUGCAAAGCUGCGUGAGUCGGUGCUCAUGCUUGAAGCUGUGCUACGAGAUGCCGAACAUCCGCGACAAGAUCAGGGAGAGGCUGUGAAGCUCUGGGUGAAGAAGCUUGGAGACAUAGCUCAGCAUGCCGAUGAUGUGCUGGAUGAUUAUGGAUAUGAGCUUCUCCGGCGUCAGGUGCAAUUGCGAAACAAGGUGCAAGAUUUUUUUUCCCUCUCCAAUCCCAUCUUUUUUCGUGUUAAAAUGGCACAUAAAAUUAAAAAAAUCAACACAUCUUUGGAGGAUUUGGGUAAAAGGGCAACUGCUAUUGGCUUAUUUGCUAGACUAUCCUUAGAUGCAACCACUUCCCAUGAUAUAAGCAUUGACAGGGAAACCUACUCUAUCUUAAAACAAGAUGAAAACAAUGUCAUUGGAAGGGACGAUGUUGUGGCAGAUAUAAUUCAAGCCCUGACCAAAUCAAACCACAAUCGGGAAAGUGAUCUCUCGGUUCUGGCCAUUGUGGGUAUGGGAGGGCUUGGAAAGACAACUUUGGCUAAAUCAAUAUAUCAUGAAUCUGAGAUAAGCAAGCACUUUGAGAAAAAGAUGUGGAUAUGUGUAUCUACCCCUUUUGAAGUCAAUUCAAUUCUAAGAGGAAUCCUGGAAUAUCUUAAACCAGAAGCUGCAGUGAAAGGUAUAGAUGCAAUAUGUAAUAUUCUCCGAGAAGAGUUGAAAGGAAAGAGAUAUCUUCUUAUACUUGAUGAUCUAUGGAAUGAAGAUGCUGAAAAAUGGGAUGGUUUGAAGGCUUGUUUGCAAAGAAUUACCGAUGCCCAAGGAAGCAGCAUUGUUGUCACUACUCGCAACGACAAAGUUGCAAAAAUGGUGGAGACACUUCCUAGGUGUGAUUUGAGAAAACUAUCAGAUGAUGAGUGUUGGCUUAUAUUGAAGAAUAGAGCAGUUCCUGUCGGAAGUGUUCCUAUACUUGAAGAUCAAGAGACAAUUGGAAGGGAGAUUGCCAAAAAGUGUGGAGGUGUACCAUUAGUGGCAAAGGUAUUAGGAGACAUCAUGCGCUCUAAAACGAGUAAUGAAUGGAGUUCAAUUAUGGAAAGUGAAAUAUGGGACUUGCGGGAUGAAAAAGACAGAAUCAUGUCGAUUUUAAAGUUGAGUUUUGAUGAAUUGAAACCUUCAUCAUUGAAACAGUGUUUUGCAUACUGCUCGAUGUUCAUCAAAGACUUUGAAAUGGAAAAGGAUGACUUGGUUCAACUUUGGAUGGCUCAAGGAUGGCUUCACAGCACCAAAAGUAAUAUGGAGAUGGAGGAUAGAGGGAACGAAUAUUUCAACAUUUUAUCAGCAAAAUCCCUUUUUGAAGACGUUAGAACUGAUUAUAAGGGUAAUACAACAUGCAAGAUGCAUGAUCUUGUGCAUGACCUUGCAGAACGAGUAUCAAACAUGACAAACUGCCGCUCACUAUUUUCCAAGGGAGAAGCACUUGGGAACACCUUGCCUAACAUUAGAUCUUUACGUGUGUUAAAUUUAUACAAGGCAGGCAUUGACAAGUUGCCGAGUUCAAUUGGAAAGUUGACACACUUGAGGUAUCUGAAUGUUAUGAAAACAAGAGUGAAGACAUUUCCAAAAUCUAUUGGUCAAUUUUAUUACCUUCACACGUUUAAAAUGCCCUAUCAUGUUGAAGAGUUCCCAGAGAUGAUAGCUGAUAUGAUCAACUUGAGACAUCUUUAUUUUGGUAAACAUGCGAAAGUUCCUGUUGGCAUAUUGGGAAGAUUGACGAAUCUCAGAUCAUUACCUUUUUUGAAGGUGGGUAAAGAAACUGGGCCUAGGAUUGAGGAAUUGAGUGGGUUAAAUCAUUUGAGAGGCACCUUAUCCAUCUAUAAUCUGGAGCAUGUAAGAGAUGGAGAAGAAGCAGUGAAUGCAAAGUUAGUUGAUAAGAAACAUAUAUGCAAGUUAACUCUCGACUGGAAGCUUAGUAGACCGAGCAACAAUAUUGACAAUGAGGAUGUUGUACUUGAAGGCCUGCAACCACAUCGUAAUUUGGAAAUUUUGAAGAUUAAGGGGUUUAUGGGUGUUAAGUUUCCAUCAUGGUUACUGCUUGCCAGUAACUUGAAAGAAAUUGAAUUAGCAGGGUGCAACAAAUGCGAAGGAGUUCCAAUACUGGGCCAUCUGCCAAAUCUCAUACAUGUUAAGAUGAGGAACAUGCAGAACCUAAGGUGCUUGGGGUCUGAGUUUUAUGGUUACGAUCAGAUUUCCGGUGCAACAACAAGUGACGAGAGAAAGACUUUGUUUCCUGCUUUGAGAUCAUUACUUAUUGAGAAUGCCGAGAAUCUAAUAGAUUGGAUGGAAGCAGGGGAAGUGAUGCUGACGGCAGAAAAAUUAAGGGUGUUUCCUUACCUUGAGGAGCUGACCUUGGAGCAGUGUAAGCAAUUGAGAAGUGCUCCCAGUCAUUUUCCAUCUCUCAUGAAGUUGUCAAUACGAGGAGUGGAAAGUGGUAUGCCUAUAGCAAGUAUUUUAAGCAAUAAACUGACUACGCUGACUCAUCUCGAAAUACUUCGUGUCGAGGGACUUGCUAGUCUUCCGGAAGGGACGUUAAGAAACAACAAGAAUCUUGAAGCUCUGCAUAUAGAAGACUGUCCGGAGUUAAGUUGCAUUGCUCCCCAUGGAUUUAACUGCUACGCUUCUCUUCAGAAACUGAGAAUUUGGAAGUGUCCUAAGUUGAGGUAUUUAUCUGAUGGGCCACUCCCACUCUCUCUGAAGAAGUUGGAAAUAAGAGAUUGCUCCAGUCUAGAGUCCGUUCCAAUUAUCCCUGAGCAAGGCGGUCUCCCAUCUCUGCGCAAAUUGCAAAUAUCCAAGUGUUCUCAGUUAUCCAGUUUACCUGAUGGGCUACAAUACUGCACAUCUCUUCAAGAAUUGCGUAUAUGGAGCUGCCCAAAGAUAACGUCCAUUCCAGCCCAAUAUAUUUUAUGCACAUCUCUUCUACUACUGGACAUACGGAGCUGCCCAAAGAUAACGUCCAUUCCAAUUCCAUCUAAGGGCCUCCCGUCCCUUGGUCGACUGGUGCUUUUGCAGUGUCCUGAAUUAUCAAGCCUACCGAGUGGACUAGGGUGCUGCACCUCUCUUGUUGAUCUGUCAAUAAGGGAGUGCCCUAAGGUAACAUCCAUUCCAAUUGGCAGUCUCAGUACAACCCUCCGAUACUUGUCUGUAAGUAAUCCAGAGUCUCUUCCAAUUUUACACGGCGGCUUCACAUCGCUCUGUCAUUUGCAAAUCGUGGAAUGUCAAAGUACACAAAUUGAUCUGCAAUUUUGUCAAAUCCUCGUCUCUCUUGAGGAUUUGACAAUAAGUAAUUGUCCUAAUCUAGAGACUGUUCCAAGUUUAGACAAGCUCACAUCCCUCCGUAGUUUGGAGAUUUAUGCUUGUUCCAGAUUAACAUGUCUACCCAGUGGGUUAGCAAUGGCAUCCCCGCAUGUAUUCACCUGUCUCAAGGGAUUGGAAAUUGGUCGGUUUUGGAAUGAGCUGGAUUCAUUCCCGGCUCUUCUGGUCCUACCACAACUUGAAUCAUUAGGGAUCUACGGGUGGCCGAAGCUCAAGUCUCUGCCUGAACAAAUUCAACACUUGACGUCUUUGACCGAAUUGGGGAUAAAUGAGUUUGAGGGAGUGGAGGCUAUUCCAGAAUGGUUGGGAAACCUUGCAUCUCUUCACUCCUUACAUAUUUGGAAUUGCAAGAAUCUGAUGUAUCUACCUUCCGUCCAAGCUAUGCAACGCCUCACCAAAUUAGAUUCGCUAUGCAUCUCCAAUUGUCCCCUUUUGAGCGAAAGAUGCACCGCGGAGAGCGGCCCAGAGUGGCCUAAGAUUUCUCAUAUUCCAAACAUCUCUGGUAUUGGGAUGUGAAAAUGGGAGCUGGAAGGAAGACACAAACCUUUAUUAUGCCUCCUAAUGCAGACCUGGCACCCUACUCUGUACAAGCAAGACAGUUGAGAAGUAAUCACCUUGGUGGAGUUAUCUUUGGUUGCAAGAGCAUCACAAUGAUGGAGUGUAUAUCUAAACAACUCUUUGGUUUACCGGGUCCACACUUUUCAUAUGUGAAGAAUAUUAGACCUGGCUUGCCCCUCUUUCUCUUCAACUGUAAUGAUAGUACGCUUCAUGGAAUUUAUGAGGCUGCUGGGCAUGGCCAAAUGAAUAUUGAUCCAUAUGGUUGGACAACUGAUGGAUCAGUGAGAACACAAUUUCCUGCACAGGUUCAAAUUCGCAUCCGGCUGCAGUGCAAACCACUGCUUGAAAGUCAAUUUAAACCAAUUAUUGCAGACAACUACUAUAGUGCAAAUAAAUUCUGGUUUGAGCUUGAUCAUGCUGAGACAAACAAGCUGAUGUCGUUGUUAGCAUCUUGCGCGGUUGCACAAUCUCUCCAGGUACUUCUGUACCGCAGAAAAUACCAAAGAGGAAAACUGAUCUUCCAACGCAACCCUCACGUAAGACAACAGUGGCAGCUUAGUGACUUAAACCACUCACUUCAGGGGCGAAAACACAAGUUGGAAACUACAAUCCAUUUGAAGCUGUAUUAGAUGUGAAAGACGCUGAACAAGAUGAACAGCACCUCAUUUGCACGAAACUGAAAGAGUUGUCUCUUCAACAUGAUCUCAACAGUGAAUACCAAAAGGUGCCUUUGUCAAUAGAUGUUAAAGAUAGUGCUAUUGUUAAUGCAACGCCUGUAGCAGUCAAUUGGAAUCCACCCGAACCAUGGGGUUUAGUGGAGAUGAGGCUAGAGAGGUCUCAUUCCUGGUCUGAGAAGAAGAGUGGAGGGAGUCCUUGCUUAUUGUCUGCGCUGAGUCCUCGAUCCUCGUCUGAUUAGUCACAAAUCGAUAAGUUGGUUCAAGAGGUAGAAGAGCUAAAGGCUUUCAAGAAUGAACAAACUAAGAAGAUAGGCUAUUUGGAGUAUAAGCUGGAGCAGGCACAGUCUGAGAUUAAACAGUUAAAAGAUGAUAUGAAGUUUGAAUCUGAGUCUACACCAUCCCUUGCACAUAUUGAUGAAAAGCAGGCAGAGUCUGAAACUAAGUUAAAAGACGGUAUGAAGUUGGAAUCCGAGUCUGUACCCUCCACACAAGAGAAGGAUUAUGCAUUGUGUGAUAUGCUGGAUGUGGAUCCUAAUGAGUCAAUAUAUCAAGUCCGAAUGAUGGUGAAUUAUCAUGAACAGAGUGCCCUAAGGUAACAUCCAUUCCAAUUGACAGUCUCAGUACAACCCUCUGAAACUUGGUUGUCAGUAAUAUAGAGUCUCUUCCAAUUUUACACGGCGGCUUCACAUCCCUCUGUCGAUUGGUAAUCAACGGAUGUCAAAGUACACAAAUUAAUCUGCAAUUUUGUGCCUUUCUUCAAAUCCUCGUCUCUCUUGAGGAGUUGACAAUUAGAGUGUCCUAACAUAGAGACUGUUCCCGUGAGUUGAGGAUUACUUAUUGUUCCUGAUUGACUUGUCUACCCAGUGGGUUAGCAAUGGCAUCCCCACACGUAUUCACCCGUCUCAAGUCCUUGGGAAUUGGCCCAUUUUGGGAAGAGUUGGAUUCAUUCCCUGCUCUUGAGGUUCUACCACAACUUGAAUCAUUGACGAUCUACGGGUGGCUGAAGCUCAAGUCUCUGCAUGAACAAAUUCAACACUUGACGUCUUUGACCUAUUUGCGGAUAUAUUGGUUUGAGGGAGUGGAGGCUAUUCCAGAAUGGUUGGGAAACCUUGCAUCUCUUCACUUGUUAACUAUUUUCCAUUGCAAGAAUCUGAUGUAUCUACCUUCCGUCCAAGCUAUGCAACGCCUCACCAAAUUAGAUUCGUUAAGCAUCUACAAUUGUCCCCUUUUGAGAGAAAGAUGCACCGCGUAGAGCAGCUCAAAGUGGCAUAAGAUUUCUCAUCUUCCAGACAUCUAUGUUGAAUGAGGCAGGUGGUUGCAUAAACAGUUGAAGCUAUUUGAUGCAUCAAUCAAGAAUAAGAGGUGCCUACGGGAGUAUCUCAAUUAGGAAUUGCUUCAUGUUUCACUUCAACUUACUGUGUUUGCUGUGCUGUAUUUACAGGAGCAUCUACAAUUUUAUUAUUUUGUAGAUUGCAAUCAUUUUGAUGCUUAUGGAUUUUCAGAGAGAGGAUGAGCGCGGUAUUGAAACAAACAAACUGAGAACCAUAUGGAAGCAAAAACGGUGGUUAAUUUGUAGAAGAUGAAGAGGAGGAAAAAGAGGAUCAUUCUCAACUGGUUGCCCUUCCUCCUCAUGGGUCUUGGUCUGAAGUUUUCAUUGGUGCCCUUCCUCAAGAUGCCUCAGAAAAAGUGUUGAGGAAGGGCAACUACUUCAAUCACACCGCUUCCAUCCUAUCACUCUAAAUCUCUAUACCAGUAUCGUAGGGCAGCUUCUCUAAACAACAAAUCCUUCAUGCUCGGCAAGAAGUUCGUCAAAGCUUGCAUUCCAGGAAUCACAGUUGCGAAUUUUGCCCAGACCAGGAAUGAAUGUUUAAAGGUAGUUAAAGAUAACUACUGUGCUUGAAAAAGAGAUGCAGAUAUCCUGAGUCUCUACGUCAAAUUCUAACAAUUUAUGGCGUAUGGUUACUACUUACACUAACACUGAGGCCAUUUGUAUACGGCACAUGUCUGUUAGCAGAAAACAUCCCUCAUAUUUGUUAAUGCUGAAGAAGGUUGCACUUAGUUAAUAGUUCUACCAAUUCUUUUGAUGAUCUCAACUUUUACUUUUAUGUGACUUCAUGUCAUUCUCUUGUUCAAGCUCUGAUUAUUCAAAGUUGUUAACUAGUCUCUGAUCUGUAAGGUAAAAUUGGAUGACCAAUAUAUCUUAACUCGGUAACUAUGGAGUAAAUGAUAUGGCUGCCUGCCUGUACUGGUUAAUUUGAACCUAUUCUAGAUGCAUACAGCCUCAGAUUAACUUCUUUUUUUUUUUCGUUCUCUUCAUCUUUUAUCAGUUAAGUCAAGAAUGAUUGGAGAUUCUUCUGCUUACAAAAACACAAUCGAUUGCUUCGUUGAAACUUUGAAGAAUGAUGCAUGAACGAUUCCUUCCUGUAACUUUCAUCUCAGAAGGACUUCUGGCCUUUUAUAAGGGCUUCAUCCCAAAUUUUGGACGGCUAGGAUAUUGGAAUGUGAUCAUGUUUAUAACCCUUGAGCAGGGAGUCCACCGAUCAUAAAUAGAAAUGGAGCGACUGGGAACUGUCCUGGUUGCACUAACGUUUCUUAUCAGAGAGCAGUAGAUGAUGGCGCUGAUAUAAUCGAUUGCUCGGUCCAAAUGUCAAGUGAUGGAGUUGCCUUCUGCUUAGAUUCCAUAGACCUCAAUUCAGGCACCAAUGCAUUGACUCAAUUCAUGACCAAGAGUGAGACCAUCCCUGAACUUCAACCUGAAGCUGGAGUCUUCUCGUUCCAGUUCACAUGGGAGGAGAUUCAGUCCUUAAAAACCCAACUGCAAAGUCCCUAUGGAACCAAGGAAAACGUGUAUAGAAACCCAGCUAACAAGGAUGCAGGCAAACUGGUGACCCUUAAUGAAUUCCUAGAGUUUGCCAAGGAAAAGGCAACUAGUGGAAUUUUGAUCGACAUUCAGAAUGCGCUGUACCUAGCAUGAAAGGCGGGUCUGGACAUUGUUGGUACUGUAACCUCUGCCUUGAAAAAUGCCACACUAGACAAGCAAUCGACUCAAAAGGUCAUGAUCAAAUCAGAUGACACUUCAGUCUUUUCUAAAUUCGCUGAUGAGAAAGCAUACACAAGGGUGUACAACAUUAAGGAGGAAUAGGUGCUACACCAAAGCAAUCAAUUGAAGAGAUCAAGAAGUUUGCAGAUGCAGUAACUGUCUCCAGAAAUUCGGUUAUUCAGUCCACCAGUUCCUUCAUCUCGGGAGAAACUCACGUCAUCAAGGAAUUGCAGGCUGCAAAUCUUUCAGUGUACAUCAAUUACCUGAAAAAUGAAUUCAUCAGUCUCAUGUUAUUAUCUCUUGGACCGCAUUACCGAAAUAGCUACAAAAUGAUGGGAGAUUACUGAAAGCAGCUAGAGAAUCUAUUCGUGCUCUUCAUCUUUUCUCAGGUAAAGUCAAGAAUGAUGGGAGAUUCUUCUGCUUACAAAAACACAAUCGAUUGCUUCAUUAAAACUUGGAAGAAUGAUGGACCUUUGGCCUUUUAGAAGGGCUUCAUCCCAAAUUUUGGACAGCUAGGAUCUUGGAAUGUGAUCAUGUUUCUAACCCUUGAGCAGUUUUCCUUCUGGCAGGCUAAGAAGUUCGUGAAAAGUAUAGAGUCAAAUUGAGAAGUACGUGAAGCCAAGAGAGUGGAUUGAGAUUGUAGGGGUAGCAUCUAGAGCAAACAAUAGUUGUUUUAGAGAAUAAUAAGGCCCUCGACAAACAUUUUUCUCCCGCACUUUUGCUAGCUGAGGAGAAGAAUCAUCUGAAGGAAAACUGCUUAUUGGAAACUCAGAAGUUUAGAAAUAAUUAGCAUUUGUUUUCUGGAUUACAUAUCUUUCCUUUGUCGUCAUAUUGAUGAAUUGUGAUUAUAAAACUACGGUAAAACAUGAAUAAUGAUGCAUAUUCAUAGAACAAUAAGAUAUUGGUUCUUCAAUA
This is a messenger RNA of Rosa chinensis, 10030 nucleotides long. Its product is annotated as disease resistance protein RGA2-like. Gene Ontology annotation, biological process: defense response to other organism. The transcript has 21 exons. The coding region runs from base 1388 to 5356 and encodes 1322 amino acids. Gene Ontology annotation, molecular function: ADP binding. NCBI's taxonomy places the organism in Eukaryota, Viridiplantae, Streptophyta, Magnoliopsida, Rosales, Rosaceae. The record is from RefSeq and is a predicted model, not a curated record.